Drosophila subobscura is the source of this 1829-nucleotide messenger RNA. RefSeq names its product WW domain-binding protein 11. Gene Ontology annotation, biological process: mRNA cis splicing, via spliceosome. NCBI's taxonomy places the organism in Eukaryota, Metazoa, Arthropoda, Insecta, Diptera, Drosophilidae. The record is from RefSeq and is a predicted model, not a curated record. Gene Ontology annotation, cellular component: spliceosomal complex. The transcript is spliced from 5 exons. Bases 97 to 1770 code for a protein of 557 amino acids.
UCUGCGGUCACAUUGCUCCCCCACCAAAAGACGCCGCCUCCCGGUUUUUGUUUUAUUUUCUUUUUAAUAAAAUUGUUAUCAAAUUAACAAUACAAGAUGGGUCGACGCUCCAUUAACACCACAAAGAGUGGAAAAUAUAUGAACCCCACAGACCAAGCACGCAAGGAGGCACGCAAAAAAGAGCUGAAAAAGAACAAGAAACAGCGACAAAUGGUACGGGCAGCGGUCCUCAAGAACAAAGAUCCAUCCCAGAUACUCGAGGAGAUGGAAAAGAUCGAUGAGAUGGAAUACAAUGUGUUGCAGCCGUCGCCACUGAAUGAGAAAGUGUUGCGGGACAAGCGCAAGAAGCUAAAGGAGACCUUCGAUCGUGUGAUGCGGCUCUAUCACAAUGACGAGCCGGAGCACUGGGCAGAGCUGAAGCGCAAGGAGGUGGAGUACGAGAAGAAGCGCAUCAAAAAGCAACAAUACUACGAGAGUGUCAAGCACGCCCAGAGUGUACAAAUUGAUGAGAUUCCCCUGCCUGCGCCUGUUACACCGGCCGCACCGGGUCCCACACCAAGUGUAGCGCCCGUUGGCCCUGGCUUUGGUGUGGGCGUGGGCAUGCGUGUGCCACCGCCGCCCAUUGCACUGGCUCUGCCACCCUACGCACCGGGCGCACCGCCGGGAGUGCCCAAGAACAGCGAUGCCGUGCCCAUUGAGGUGCAGCCAGAGAAGCCAAUAGAUGAGGAAGAUAUGGAUUGGCUGGGCGUGCCGCCGGGGCCACCGCCCGAUCUGUUUGCCAUGUCCGAACUGGACUCGGAUGCCGAGGGCAAUACCGACCAUGACGGGGAAGGCGAUGAAAUCGAGGACGAGGACAAGGAGGAGGCAUCAGAGCCAAUCGCCCAAAACAUUGACGACUUCAUGAAGGAAAUGGAACAUGUGCACAAGCGCAAGCAUCGCAAGCUCGUGGCCAAGGCGGAUGACAGUGCAGACGGUGGCUCUGCUGACGAGGAUGACGAUGAACCGCACGCGAUGUCGGUGCGCAGCCACGAGGACAGUGACUCGGACAAUAAAUCGAACCUCAGCAGCGACAGCGACGAUGAGCCCGAUGAUGAUGACGACGACGAUGACGAGGAUGAGGAUAUGGGCGAGCAGCCGACCAAAAUGGAACCGAUCAAACCCCCCAAUGUGCCUGCCAUAACGACGCCCGCGCCACCAAAAGCUCCCACACUGCCACCACUUCCGCUGCCGCCAUCGUCCUCGGUGCCGGCGCCACCACAGGUGCCACAGCUGCCGCCCAUUCACAAUAUUGGGCCGCCGGCUAUAAUGUACCGUCCGCCGCCCAUGCGUCCGCCAAAUCCACACGCUGGUCCUGGCUUUGGGCUGCGCAUGCCACCAGGUCCACCACCCGGUUCGCGGCCACCACAUGCACUUGGUCCCAUGCCACGCAUGGGCAUACGCAUGCCGCCAGGCCCGCCGCCCGGUCUGCCGCCACGCAUGGCGCAUCACAACAAGCAAGGCGGUCCGCCAGCACCACCGCCGCCAAAGGAAUCGGCCAAGGGUGUGACCACCAUCACCGCCAAGCCACAAAUUCGCAAUCUAAGUGCGGACGUAACGCGCUUUGUGCCCUCCACGUUGCGCGUGAAACGAGACGAUCAGCGUCGCGUGACGCGACCAAAGCACACGGGCGCAGGUGACACGGGACAUGCACCGUCCGAGUCUCACAGCAAGCCGCCCACCAAAGACGAUGCCUACAUGCAGUUUAUGAAUGAAAUGCAGGGUCUGCUGUAGCACUCCCCGCAGCAGUGGGGUUGUGGGUGUGUGGCUGUAAAUUAAAUAAUUUUAGUCUU